UGCUCAUGCUCUGUCUCUCUCUCCCUCAAAAAGUAAAUAUACAUUAAAAUAUUAAAAAAAAGAAAGGGAACAUUUACUCUUAAAAUGCACAAAACAGAUGGGACACCAAUUUAUUCUAGCCCCAACAGUGUGUCCAAAAAUCACUAUCAAUAUCAAUCACUAUCAAAAAACUAUCACUGUCAGUACUAUCAAAUGUCAUCAAAUACUAUCAAUAUAUUGUUAUUUUCUGCUGAAGAAUGAGGGCUGUUUUGUAUUUAUUGCUUAAUUUACUUAAUGUUGAAAGGAAUAUGCUAUUACUGUAAACCUGAGAAAAAGAAUGAAAUGUCUGCCCUUCCUCCAAUGCCAUCAAAUGAUGCUGUUUGGAAAAAUUUCCCAGCAGUUGUGUGGCUUAAAGAAACUCCCAUGGUCAUGUGACUGCAGAUACUUCUGGGGCUGGUUGAAUGCAGUGUUUCAUAAAGUGGAUUAUAAACGCAUCAGGGAUGUGGGACCCGAUAGGGCAGCAUCGGAGCGGCUGCUGCACUGUGGGGCCAUGGUGCGCUACCACGGCCAGGAGAGGCGGCAGAAGGACUACAACCGCCUCCCCACAGGACCUCUGGACAAGUACAAGAUUCAGGCAAUUGAUGCCACUGACUCUUGUAUCAUGAGCAUUGGAUUUGAUUACAUGGAGGGCCUACACCAUGUUGAAAAAAUAAGGCUACGCAAGUGUCAUUAUAUCAAGGAUGACUAUUUGGAGAAACUUGGUAAACUUGAAAAUUUACAAAAGAGCGUAUUGGAAAUGGAAAUAAUUUCAUGUGGGAAUGUCACAGACAAAGGCAUCAUUGCUUUAUAUCACUCAAGAAACCUGAAAUAUUUAUUGUUAGGUGAUCUUCCUGGAGUAAGAAAAAAAGAAAACCUUAUCCGAGCCUUUAAGACAGCACUGCCUUCUCUGGAACUAAAAUUAGACUUGAAGUAAAAUAAUCAUAUUCAAGAAGUAUCGUAUUUCAACAUAAAGUAUCAUUUGAAAUUGUUGAUCCUAAACAUCAUAAAUAUUCUAUAAUCAUCAACAGACCCUAAGGAUAUCCAAUCAUGACAUUACAGAAGCAGAGUCCAUCAUGUAGAAAAUAAAUAUUCAGACAUGACUCACUGAAGUUACUAAGUUGGAAGUAAAAAUAUAUGUACAUUAUUAAAUCCUUCUAGGAAAAAUGGAAACAAGGUAGCAGUUUAAUUCUAAUAUGUUCCUCAUUUUAUAUAGAAAUCAGUACAGUAUGUAGAUACUGACAGAGUUCUUUAAAGUGAUUUAAAUGUGCA
Molecule: messenger RNA, 1287 nt
Organism: Herpailurus yagouaroundi (jaguarundi)
Lineage: Eukaryota; Metazoa; Chordata; Mammalia; Carnivora; Felidae
Product: ATP synthase subunit s, mitochondrial-like
Exons: 1
Coding region: 317-952 (211 amino acids)
Source: RefSeq, a predicted model, not a curated record